Messenger RNA from Neocloeon triangulifer, 1045 nucleotides. RefSeq lists its product as uncharacterized. The transcript has 3 exons. The record is from RefSeq and is a predicted model, not a curated record. NCBI's taxonomy places the organism in Eukaryota, Metazoa, Arthropoda, Insecta, Ephemeroptera, Baetidae. Bases 68 to 469 code for a protein of 133 amino acids.
CUUCAGACUCGUUCCACUCGUUUAUUCAAGAGGACGAAACGUCGUGUAUCGCAAUUCGCAGGUCAUCAUGGCACAAAAGAAUAGGCGCCGCCACAAUGCACCGAAACGACGCUUCAAGACGAAUUUUGUUGAUUCACCUGGGCAGGUUGCCCCCGACUUUUUUUCAAAGGAAUCAAAAAAAAAAAUCAGAAAAUUUUCAUCAGGGAAGAAGCAUACAGGAGCAAACCCCCACGGCUUCUACCCUGAGUCACUUAACGGUCAAAGUGUUGGCGCCUGCGAUAGAGCUAAUUGCAGACCUGAUGGAGGCAGAGGGGGCUCCAACUUCGGCAACGGUGGGGAUGGCGAAGACCCGCGUCGACCAAAUCACCCUGGCCUGACGCUAUCAACUCGACGUCAUUAUUUGAUCUUGUUUCUCAUCCUGCUGAUCCUUAUUUGCGUCCUAAUCUUCAGCACUGCUUGGGCAUUAUGAUAAAAUGAUGAGAUUGAUGAGCAAACGGGUUUAUCCUUGUUGAAACUUAACAUUUUAAACUCAGAACACACCAUAUGCAUAUUUUUGUAAAUCAAAACAUUUUUUUUUUUUUAUACAUACCUAUUAUUGCCAACACAAAUACAUUGGCAUUUAUAAUUUUAAAUUUUAUAAAUAUCUAAAAUGAUUAAAAUUUUGUACAACAGCUACACAUUUUAGAUGCGUGCAAUUCAUUAAAUUUUAUUUUUAUUCAUUGCAAAUUUGAACUUUUCCAAACUAUUAUUGAAGGAAUUUUGCGAUUUUGCGGACCAAAAUUUAAAAAUAAAUGAUAAUUUAAUGGUGAGUGUUUAGAGCUAAUUUUGAGCUUUUGCUGAUUUUGUAUUUAAAUUAAAUAAAUCCUUUUCAUUAUUGCAAUAACUAGACCCAGUGAAGGAAAUUAAGGAAAGGUUAUAAAUAGAAAAAAAAAAUUCAAGAAGAAUUUUAUUUGGCGUAUUUGGCUCACUGUAAAAUUUUUAAAUAAACAAUAUCCAAGUUUGAAUGAACUGCGACAACUGCAUUUUAUUUUUAGUCUUUAAUAAG